This is a messenger RNA of Bombina bombina (fire-bellied toad), 1731 nucleotides long. RefSeq names its product IgGFc-binding protein-like. The transcript is spliced from 5 exons. NCBI's taxonomy places the organism in Eukaryota, Metazoa, Chordata, Amphibia, Anura, Bombinatoridae. Bases 1 to 1731 code for a protein of 576 amino acids. The record is from RefSeq and is a predicted model, not a curated record.
AUGGUGCCCAAGCAAAAUGGCCAUUUGACCACUGACCUAUUCAUUAAAUCCACAGACUGUAACACUUUGUUACACCGUAGGAGCUUUCAUCCCCCGAGAGUAUUUCAGAGUGUUCCCAAAUCCCAACUCAUAAGGGUAGACAGGAUUGUCUCAGACCCUAGUAUCCAGCAGGUCAGAUCCGCUGAGAUGGUAAACAAAUGUACACAGAGAGGCUAUGCCAGUCAGGAAUUAGACAAACCUGAGAAGCCAACAGCCCCAGGUCAGAAGAUUGAACGCUAUGAAGAUGUAACAUCAUUGGGCAAAGAGUUUGUUACUGUGUUUAUGCAGAAUCAUGACCCUAAAGAGACCCCACAACUGGAGCUUCUGGUUACCGGCACUAAACCGUCCACCUCUGUUUCUGUCACCAUUAACAAAUCUGACUUUAGGAAGGAUGUGAAGGUUGGAGAGGGAGAAACGGUGUCUAUUCCUAUCACAACAAAUGUAGAGAUGAGCGGAUCAGACACAUCACCAAGUUCUCUGGUGAUUAAAUCUGAUGUUGAGGUUACCAUUGUUUCUCGCAGCUAUAAAUACGGCAGUAGUGACACAGCUUUGCUUUACCCAGUGCGUCUGUGGGGAGUUGAGUAUUAUAUAAUUACCCCUCCAUGGGGGGCAGAUGGAGCUUACCCAGAGUUCUCUGUGAUUACCCAUGAAAAUCCCACAGUUGUUAACAUUGACCUAAAAGGAGCUGUGAGUUUCCAAGGAAAGAAUUAUCCAAAGGACAGCAAGCUCACACUCACCCUUAAACCUUUCCAGGCUGUCCAGAUUCAGAGUACUGAUGAUCUCUCUGGCACUAAGGUAGUUGCUGAUCAUCCUGUGGCAGUCCUCAGUGGGCACACAUGUAGUCAGAAAAAUGGAGAUUGUGGCCAUGUGUAUGAACAGCUGUUGCCUGUAACCAGCUGGGGAUACUCAUUCUUUGUCCCAGGCAUGUCCUUCCAGCCCAAGUCUGAUAUUGUGUUUAUUAUUCCUGCUAAAGAUACAGAAAUAAAUUAUCAAUCAGGAUCAGAAGAAGAAAUAAAAAAACUAUUAGCUGGAGAGGUUCUACAAUUAGAAGUUUCAACAUCAUCACCCUUGAAUAUCAAUGCUGAUAGUAAACUACAGGUCUUAUUUUUUGGCACCGGUGGAACAUUUAACAGUAAACCGUUUGACCCUUUCCUUACCAACGUUCCAGCUACGGAAAGAUUUGGAAUUGCUUAUGAGCUCAUUGGACAAGACAAGUUUGAAACCAAUCUGGCUGUUUUUGUAAUCAAGACCUCAGAUAAACCAGGAAUCACUGUUGAUGGGAAGUUACCAGAAGGUGUUAAAUGGAAAGAAUUCCCUGGAUCAGAGUAUUCAUGGGGAGAAUAUAACUACGGAAGUGGCUUCAGUUAUCACACAGUGGAACAUCCUACAGUACCUUUUGGUCUCCUGAGCAUUGGGUACUCUCCAAGCGUUAGCUAUGGAUCUUUGACUCCUUGUAUUAAGGGACCUGGAGCCCCAGGUGUUGGAACUAAAGGCUCCCCAACCUCCAAGGCCAGUACCCCCAGCGUCAAGGGUCAUAGACAGGGCCCUCAACCUCCAGGGUCAGACCCCACACUCCAUGGCUCUCACAGCGACAGACCCCCAACAGGACCCCUUCACUCUAGUCACCCCCAAUGCAAUAAUCCCCACAUCCUGGCACAAGGCCCACAUUCUGGCGCCAGGCCCCUCAAUUAA